Messenger RNA from Diceros bicornis minor, 2454 nucleotides. It is a transcript of the gene LHCGR, whose product is annotated as luteinizing hormone/choriogonadotropin receptor. The record is from RefSeq and is a predicted model, not a curated record. The transcript is spliced from 11 exons. Gene Ontology annotation, molecular function: luteinizing hormone receptor activity. Gene Ontology annotation, biological process: male gonad development; ovulation cycle process; phospholipase C-activating G protein-coupled receptor signaling pathway. Gene Ontology annotation, cellular component: membrane. Lineage: Eukaryota; Metazoa; Chordata; Mammalia; Perissodactyla; Rhinocerotidae. The coding region runs from base 1 to 2094 and encodes 697 amino acids.
AUGGGGCGCACGUCCCCGGAGCUGCCGCUGCUGGCGCUGCUGUUGCUGCUGCCGCUGCCACGGGCGCUGCGCGGGGCGCCCUGCCCCGAGCCCUGCAGCUGCCCGCCCGACGGCGCCCUGCGCUGUCCCGGCCCGCGGGCGAACCUCACCCGACUAUCACUCACCUAUCUUCCUAUUAAAGUAAUCCCAUCUCAAGCUUUCAGAGGACUCAAUGAAGUCGUAAAAAUUGAAAUCUCUCAGAGUGAUUCCCUGGAAAAGAUAGAAGCUAAUGCCUUUGACAACCUCCUCAAUUUGUCUGAAAUACUGAUCCAGAACACCAAAAACCUGGUGUACAUGGAGCCUGGAGCAUUUACAAAUCUCCCCCGAUUAAAGUACCUGAGCAUCUGUAACACAGGCAUCCGAAAGCUUCCAGAUGUUACGAAGAUCUUCUCCUCUGAAUUUAAUUUCAUUCUGGAAAUUUGUGAUAACUUACACAUAACCACCAUACCAGGAAAUGCUUUUCAAGGGAUGAAUAACGAAUCCAUAACACUGAAACUGUAUGGAAAUGGAUUUGAAGAAAUACAUAGUCAUGCGUUCAACGGGACAACGCUGAUUUCCCUGGAGCUAAAGGAAAAUGCGCAGCUGGAGAAGAUGCACAAUGGAGCCUUCCAGGGGGCCACAGGGCCUAGCAUCUUGGAUAUUUCUUCCACCAAACUGCAGGCCCUGCCUAGCUAUGGGCUGGAGUCCAUUCAGACGCUAAUUGCCACAUCAUCCUAUUCUCUAAAAAAACUGCCAUCAAGAGAAAAAUUUACCAAUCUCCUAGCUGCCACAUUGACUUACCCCAGCCACUGCUGUGCUUUUAGAAACUUGCCAACAAAAGAGCAGAAUUUUUCAUUUUCCAUUUUUGAAAACUUUUCCAAACAAUGUGAAAGCACAGCAAGGAAAGCAAAUAAUGAAACCCUUUAUUCUGCCAUCUUUGCUGAGAGUGAACUGAGUGGCUGGGAUUAUGACUAUGGUUUCUGCUCACCCAAGACACUCCGAUGUGCUCCUGAACCAGAUGCUUUUAAUCCCUGUGAAGAUAUUAUGGGCUAUGACUUUCUUAGGGUCCUGAUUUGGCUGAUUAAUAUCCUAGCCAUCGUGGGAAACGUGACUGUCCUCUUUGUUCUCCUGACCAGUCGUUAUAAACUAACAGUGCCUCGUUUUCUCAUGUGCAAUCUCUCCUUUGCAGACUUUUGCAUGGGGCUCUAUCUGCUGCUCAUUGCCUCAGUUGAUUUCCAAACCAAAGGCCAGUAUUAUAACCAUGCCAUAGACUGGCAGACAGGGAGUGGGUGUAGUGCUGCUGGCUUUUUCACUGUAUUUGCAAGUGAACUUUCUGUCUAUACCCUCACAGUCAUCACACUAGAAAGAUGGCACACCAUCACCUAUGCUAUUCAGCUGGACCAAAAACUGCGAUUAAGACAUGCCAUUCCAAUUAUGCUUGGAGGAUGGCUCUUUUCUACUCUAAUUGCUGUGUUGCCCCUUCUGGGUGUCAGCAGUUACAUGAAGGUCAGUAUUUGCCUCCCCAUGGAUGUGGAAACCACUCUCUCACAAGUCUACAUAUUAACCAUCCUGAUACUCAAUGUGGUAGCCUUCCUCAUCAUUUGUGCUUGCUACAUCAAAAUUUAUUUUGCAGUUCAAAAUCCAGAACUGAUGGCUACCAACAAAGAUACAAAGAUUGCUAAGAAAAUGGCGGUCCUCAUCUUCACCGAUUUCACCUGCAUGGCACCUAUCUCUUUUUUUGCCAUUUCAGCUGCCUUCAAAGUGCCCCUCAUCACAGUAACCAACUCUAAAGUUUUACUGGUUCUUUUUUAUCCUGUCAAUUCUUGUGCCAAUCCAUUUCUGUACGCGAUUUUCACAAAGGCAUUCCGAAGGGAUUUCUUUCUGUUGCUGAGUAAAUUUGGCUGCUGUAAACAUCGGGCUGAACUUUAUAGAAGGAAGGAUUUUUCAGCUUAUACCUCCAACUGCAAAAAUGGCUUACCUGGAUCAAAUAAGCUUUCCCAGCCUACCUUGAAGUUGACCACAUUGCACUGUCAAUAUACAGCUGUCCCGGACAAGACUUGCUGUAAAGAGUGUUAACUGUUACAUCAGUAACCACAUUGUUGAAUUGUACUUAAAUAUGUAAACAAUUAGCUGUACCAGUAAUUUUAACAAAGAGUUGAUUUUAGGAAAUAAUUAUUUAUUCUUAGGCACACUGGGCAAAAAGAAACCUCUAGCUAGCUCAGAGUGUGGUCCAUGACCAUUGCCCGUCUAAAAACUAUUCUUUUUCAUCUAAAAACUUUGUACAUGAUGACAGACAAUGCAAAAGUUGAGAGUGUUUAGAAAAUUUAUAGUAAUUUUGACAGAGUAAUUUUGUGUCUGUUGAAUAUAGUAUUAAAAAAGUGAGACAGUAUUUUGCAUGUCUUUGAUUUUUUUUCUCAUUUCAUCUUUGUAGUAAUU